Molecule: messenger RNA, 3009 nt
Organism: Papaver somniferum (opium poppy)
Lineage: Eukaryota; Viridiplantae; Streptophyta; Magnoliopsida; Ranunculales; Papaveraceae
Product: serine/threonine-protein kinase BLUS1-like
Exons: 21
Coding region: 625-2664 (679 amino acids)
Biological process (GO): protein phosphorylation
Molecular function (GO): protein kinase activity; protein serine/threonine kinase activator activity; ATP binding
Source: RefSeq, a predicted model, not a curated record
UCAUAACUCACCACCUACUAUCAGAAAAACCCUUGUUGGUGGUGUGGGUCCUCCUCUCUCCUUGGUCUUCCAUCCAUUUGCAGCUAGCUGCACAAACUGGUUUUCUUACAAUAUUCCCUAUUAUUAUUAUUCACAGAAGUUUCAAGGGAGAGAAAGGAGAAAGAAUACUAGGAGUUAGCUUUUCCAUCAAUGGUGGAAAAAGCAGCUGUUGAUUAUAUAUAUAUAUAGGCUGACAAGUUCGAGGAUGCAUGUGCAUAGAUAGAGAUACAUCACGAACUAUACCGUUCGUGACGAAAAUUGCUUGGACUUGAUCUUGGGGUAUUAAUAGGAAAUGAUGCUUCUUGAGAAAAUUCAGCCAUUGGGAUAAGGGGAUUUCUAAUUUUCAGACACAGUUGUUUCAAUCACUUAAAACACGUGCAGAAGUCGAAAAGUUAUUGAUGUAAAUGAUACUUUUAAGGUACUAUAAUUUGAUUUUUUAAGCUGAAAGACAGAAAGAGUGUUAAUUGAUUGGAAAAGAGUCGCGUGCUUGGUUGACGUAAAUUUUAAGACAAGUGUUUGAACUUUGAAUUUGCCAAAGAUUAUAAAGUAGAUGGGGUGCUAGACUAUUUUACAGAAGACAAAACUAUGGACCAAAUAGCUGAGAAGAAAUUUCCACUUGACGCAAAAGAUUACAAGCUGUACGAGGAAGUCGGCGAUGGUGUUAGUGCUACUGUGUACAGAGCUCUCUGCGUUCCACUUAAUGAAGUAGUUGCUAUUAAGGUUCUGGACUUGGAAAAGUGCAACAAUGAUUUGGAUGGUAUCCGCCGUGAGGUACAAACCAUGACUAUGAUUAGCCAUCCGAAUGUAUUACAAGCACAUUGCUCAUUCUCAGCUGGCCAUCACCUUUGGGUUGUGAUGCCCUACAUGGCUGGGGGUUCUUGCCUAGGCAUAAUGAAGUCCGCAUUUUCAGAGGGCCUUGAAGAGCCAGUUAUAGCAGCAGUUUUGCGUGAGGUUCUUAAAGCGCUUAUUUAUCUCCAUUUUCAAGGGCACAUCCAUCGAGAUGUUAAGUCCGGAAAUAUCUUGGUCGAUACUAAUGGUGCAGUCAAGUUAGCAGACUUUGGUGUAUCCGCAUGUAUGUUUGAUUCUGGGGAUAGACAGCGUUCAAGAAACACGUUCGUCGGAACUCCCUGCUGGAUGGCCCCUGAAAUUAUGCAGCAAUUGCAUGGAUAUGACUUCAAGGCGGACAUAUGGUCAUUCGGAAUAACAGCUUUAGAACUGGCUCAUGGACAUGCCCCUUUUUCAAAGUAUCCACCAAUGAAGGUUUUGCUGAUGACCUUACAAAAUGCACCUCCAGGUCUUGACUAUGAAAGGGACAAAAGGUUUUCAAAGUCUUUUAAGGAAAUGGUAGCUGCGUGCUUGGUAAAGGAUCCAAAAAAGCGUCCAUCUUCAGAGAAGCUUUUGAAGCACAGUUUCUUUAAAAGUACACGAGCAAAUGAAUAUGUUUCUAAAACCAUUCUUCGUGAUCUUCCUCCGCUGGGUGAUCGCUAUAGGACACUGAAGGAAAAAGAGGCCGAGCUUCUUCUGCAAAAUAAAGAUAUGUAUGGGGAUAAAGAACAACUGUCACAGAAAGAGUACAUGCGAGGGAUCAGUGCGUGGAAUUUCAAUCUGGACGAUCUGAAAAAUCAAGCUGCCCUUAUCCAGGAUUAUGUUGAAACAUCAAACUCUGAAGAUCUAGAUGCCUGUAACAAGCAGGACACUGAAUAUGAUGAAUUAAAUGAACAGAAUCUGGAGGAUUCAUUUUCUUCAUUUCCUAUUCGUCCUUUACAAGCACUUAAGGGUCUUUUUGAUGUUGGUGAAGAUGAUAUCAACGCCAACCUCAACUCUAAAGACGGUAAAGAAUCAAAUCCUGAACCACAAUUGCAGAUGCAACUGUCACCAACAGCUGAAGAGCAGGAAACUAAAUUAACUGAUGACGAGAGUUCAGUAGGAGGUUGCUCUUUCCGAAAAUUUGUUAUUUCUGGUCAACGUAGGCAAGUCUACAGUGGUUCACUUGUUCCGGACAAUGUUAUCCCCCAUUCAAGAAGAGUAAAUCACAAUGGGGACAGUUUGAGAUAUUUUCCUGUUGUGUUUUAUAGUGAACAAUUUCAAUCAAUUCAAGAUAGAAACUAUAGUGGUUCACUGUCUUAUCGUAACAAAAGAGAUGCCAAAAGCCAAAUAUUUGGUGAGGAUACAAUGGAUGGGACAAUAGUUGAGCAGAAAGGACGCUUCAAGAUCACAUCAGCAGAGCUUAAUCCGAUGGAUGCUCAUACAAAUUGCUUACAAAACCAGUUUCCAACAGCUACCAAUGUUACUCCUGCAUCAGUUCUUCCAAUGUUGCAUUAUAUUUUGCAAACAAACGCAAUCCAGAGAGAACAAAUACUUAAAUUGAUCCAGUAUCUAGGGCAAACUCCUGUUACAGGUAGUCACGUGGGGUAUCCUGAUGCAUUUGCUAAUGCAAGUUUGGUACAGUCAUUUGCGGUUCCUGCAAAGGAGAGAGAACUACAAACUCAAGUGGUUCACCUGCAGCAAACCAUUGAAAGUUAUGUUGAGGAACUGCAAAGAUUGAAGAUGAGAAAUGCUCAGUUAGAGAGACACUUCAAGGCAUACAAGGGAGGGGAGAAAAUACCGGAGGAGAUUGAGUUAUGAGUUGAUCAUCAUCAUGUCUUACCAGAGAAAGGCUCUUAAUGAGAGAUGGAAGUAUAUCAAACAGGAAGGGCAGAAACUACUCCAGGACAUUGAGAGAAGUCGUGAGUUCGAUCAUCAUGUCACAUCGAUUUAUCAGAGAACUAAGCGACAGAUGAAAGCAUAGCAGUAACAAGAGCUAUAAUUGCGUGUAUUUGGUUGUAAAGCAAUUUAUAUGUUUUGAUGUACAAAUACUUAUUGCAGAAUAUUCCGUGAGCAAUUGGCCAACCCAAUUUUGAAAUUCGUAUCCUGAAAAAAGACUCAUUACUCAUAGUAUAAUAUACCUAUACGAUACGAUAUUUGUUGCUG